Molecule: messenger RNA, 1138 nt
Organism: Uranotaenia lowii
Lineage: Eukaryota; Metazoa; Arthropoda; Insecta; Diptera; Culicidae
Gene: Sec13
Product: protein SEC13 homolog
Exons: 1
Coding region: 100-1074 (324 amino acids)
Biological process (GO): protein import into nucleus; positive regulation of TOR signaling; COPII-coated vesicle budding
Cellular component (GO): COPII vesicle coat; nuclear pore outer ring
Molecular function (GO): structural molecule activity; protein binding
Source: RefSeq, a predicted model, not a curated record
GUAGGAAUAUAUUUCUCUUCCACGUCAAAUAAUCGCUAUCUUUUAGUGCUUGCGUAUUAAUUCUGAAAUUGCAUUUAAAGUGCGCUGAAGAGCUUGAAAAUGGUUUCUAUACUGAACACAAUAGAUACCGGUCAUGAAGAUAUGAUCCACGGUGCCGAGGUGGAUUAUUUUGGACUUAGAUUAGCAACAUGUUCGUCGGACAAUUCUGUAAAAAUUUUCGAUAUUAAAAGUGGGGCUCAAUCCCUGGCGGCGGAUUUGAAAGGACAUGGAGGACCAGUUUGGCAGGUAGCAUGGGCUCAUCCGCGAUAUGGCAAUAUUCUUGCAUCCUGUUCAUACGACCGUAAAGUCAUAAUUUGGAAAGAAGCUGGCCCUGGCGAUUGGACUAAGUGGUUUGAAUACAGUAACCAUGAUUCAUCAGUGAAUUCUGUAGCUUGGGCUCCGCCAGAGUAUGGACUUAUUUUAGCCUGUGGAAGUUCAGAUGGUUCUGUUUCGAUUCUCACCGCUAAUAUCGAGGCAGGAACAUGGGAUUCCAAGAAGAUUCCCAAUGCUCACAGCAUAGGGUGCAAUACUGUAAGCUGGUGUCCGUCAACGGCACCGGAACCGGCGUUCGACCAACGAACCAGCAAAGCUAACUUGGCCGUUAAACGUUUAGUCAGUGGAGGUUGCGAUAAUUCAGUUAAAAUUUGGAUAGAAGAUGGUGACCGUUGGGAUGAAGAAAAACGUCUCGAAUUGCAUUCCGAUUGGGUUCGAGAUGUGGCCUGGGCUCCCAAUGUAGGUUUGCCUAGACACCAGAUUGCAAGCUGCUCUCAAGAUCGUCGGGUUAUCAUUUGGAGCAGUGAUGAUUUACAAAACUGGCAAUCGACUAUUCUCAACAGCUUCGAUGAUGUUGUCUGGAAUGUGAGCUGGUCUUUGACAGGUAAUAUCCUAGCCGUAUCCGGUGGAGACAACAAAAUAAGCCUAUGGCGUGAAAACAACGAAGGUCAAUGGAACUGUAUUAGCGAAGACACAAAUGCCGGAUCGGUUCAAUCACAUCAGCCUCAGGGUGCGUUUGUUCCUGAGCAACGAACUCUGUAAUCAUUAAAUCUGUUCAUGAUAUAACUUUAAAGAAAGAUCCAAUAAUAAAGUAUUUUACACAUUA